AUGCCUCGAAAUCAUACUGAUUUACUUACACUGUAUAAUAAUAUUGCAUUUCUUUGUAAUAGACUUGAUCAAUCGGAAAAAACAAUUGAUAUUUAUAUGUAUUCUCUUGAGAUUAGACAUCGACCGGAGACAUGGCUAAAAUCAUCAAUUGAAAUUUUGUAUCCUUUGUGUCUCCUAUUUUUUGUUUCCAUUUCCAUCGUACGAAGUUGA
Rotaria sordida is the source of this 210-nucleotide messenger RNA. Lineage: Eukaryota; Metazoa; Rotifera; Eurotatoria; Philodinida; Philodinidae. The record is from the annotation of a GenBank genome assembly.